AUGGAGAACAACGCCGCCUUGGCUGCCGGCGCCGGCAUGGCCGCUUCUCCUGAGGCUGAGCUCGCCAGGACCUGCAGGGUCCUCGUCGUAGAGGAAGACCCAUCCUACCGCGCCACCCUCACCCAGAUGAUCCAGAGCCGCGGCUACCCAGUGACGGCCAAGGCAUCCCUGGAAGAAGGACUGAGGGCAUUGCGGGACAAUCCAGAGGGGUUCGACCUCGUGAUGGCUGUCGCGGACACGCAGGGUCCAGGAAUCGACGGCUUCGAGCUCCUCAAGCAUACCAAGGAGAAUUACCCGGUCAUCCUGUUCUCCGACUGCGCGUCCAAGGAGAAGGUGAUUAGGGCGCUGGUUGAAGGUGCGUGCGACUUUCUCGAAAAGCCCAUGCUCGACUCUGAGAUCAGUCGCAUCUGGCAGCACGUCCUCCGCAGAAAUGCAAACAUAGACUUUGGCCCCACGGAUGACUCCGACGAAGGGGACUCCGGCGGCAGCCAGCAGCACAAGCAGGGCAGGACCAACUUCAACUCGUCACCAGGGCAGCACGCGUUGUUGGUCAAGGCGCCCCAGCAGCUCAGCGGAACGGAAGCUAUGGAAACUGCUGAGCAAAAGGAAGGUCCGGGAGUGCAUGUCCCUACCGCACACCAAGAUAAAAUCAUAGGGGGGAGCACAUAGAAUUAUGGACGGCAUUUACUGGGAUCAAUAAUCUCAUCAGGGUUACUUGUGCUAGUUCCCUAGAGAUUUCCUUUAUUUUCAUCCGACGAACUAUGUCACAUUGUAUUGUUCUAUUGGUGGUUUCCCAGUGGAUCCAAAACUUGUACCGCACUUUGGUAUGUUUGGGAUUUAUUUUAUCACCAUAAAA
Messenger RNA from Lolium rigidum, 856 nucleotides. RefSeq names its product two-component response regulator ORR27-like. Gene Ontology annotation, biological process: phosphorelay signal transduction system; cytokinin-activated signaling pathway. Lineage: Eukaryota; Viridiplantae; Streptophyta; Magnoliopsida; Poales; Poaceae. The transcript has 4 exons. Bases 1 to 669 code for a protein of 222 amino acids. The record is from RefSeq and is a predicted model, not a curated record.